Messenger RNA from Rotaria socialis, 2031 nucleotides. The record is from the annotation of a GenBank genome assembly. NCBI's taxonomy places the organism in Eukaryota, Metazoa, Rotifera, Eurotatoria, Philodinida, Philodinidae.
AUGGCGAAUGAAAUUCUCAGUAAAAUCUGUUCAGGAUUACCAUUAAAUCCUUUACCACCACGGAAAAAUGUUCGAAACGUAAAUGUACCACAUGCUCCCGAUAUACAAUCUUCAUUAACAAACAAAGAACGAAAGUUAGCUAUUAAAAAUGCACUGCGUUAUUUUCCAUCGCAUAUUCAAGGACAACUCAUCGAUGAGUUCAUCUAUGAACUGGAUACCUAUGGUCAUAUUUAUAUGUAUCGAUUUCAACCAGAUAUUGAAAUGCGUGCAUAUCCAAUUGAUGAAUAUCCAUGCAAAUGUAAAGCAGCUGCAGCUAUUAUGCUGAUGAUAAUGAAUAAUUUGGAUAGAAGAGUUGCCCAAUUUCCCGAUGAAUUAGUUACAUACGGUGGCAAUGGUCAAGCAUUUUCUAAUUGGGCUCAAUUUGUAUUGGUCAUGCAUUAUUUGAGCACAAUGACGGAUGACCAAGUUCUCGUCAUGUAUUCGGGACAUCCGAUGGGUUUAUUUCCAAGUCGAAGUGAUUUUUCACCACGUUUAGUUAUCACAAACGGUUUGGUGGUUCCAAACUACUCAUCAACGAAUGACUAUGAUCGAAUGUUUGCACUUGGUUGUACCAUGUACGGUCAGAUGACCGCUGGAUCUUAUUGUUAUAUUGGCCCGCAGGGCAUUGUCCAUGGGACAUUUCUUACAAUUAUGAAUGCAGCUCAAAAGAAGUUUAAUACAAAUGAUCUUCGCGGAAAAGUAUUUGUUUCAUCAGGCUUGGGGGGAAUGUCUGGUGCUCAACCAAAAGCAUGCCAACUCCUUGGUUGUGUUGGUGUUAUUGCUGAAGUAAGCGAAGAAGCAGCAAGAAAACGUUAUAAUCAAGGUUGGUGUCAAGAGUUAAUCUAUGAUCUCAAUCAAUUGAUUGUUCGCAUUCGGGAGUGUCGGGAAAAGAAAUUGGCAACAUCCAUUGGUUAUGUUGGUAAUGCAGUUGAUCUUUGGGAACGUCUAGCAAAAGAAAAAGAUACACUAGUGGAUCUUGGUAGUGAUCAAACAUCGUGUCAUAAUCCAUAUCAAGGCGGUUAUUAUCCAGUCCAGUUGUCCUAUGAUGAUGCUCGACAACUUAUGAAAAAUGAUCCAAACAAAUUCAAAGAACUUGUUCAUGAAAGUAUUCGACGGCAAAUAGCUGCUAUCGAUAUAUUAUAUGAACGUGGAAUGUAUUUUUUUGAUUAUGGUAAUGCAUUUUUACUCACAGCUAAAAAUGCAGGUGCUCCGAUUGGUAACAGUGAUGAAAAGCAUGUUAUUCGUUUUAAAUAUCCGUCCUAUGUGCAAGAUAUUAUGGGUGAUAUAUUUUCAUUGGGUUUUGGACCAUUUAGAUGGGUAUGCGCAUCGGGAUUAGCCAGUGAUUUAAAAGAGACGGAUAAAAUCGCCGGAGAUAUUAUUAAAGAGCAAAUGUCAUGUAAAGAUAUUCCCGCCAAUGUCUUUAAACAGUAUUAUAACAAUUUGAAAUGGAUAGAAGAAGCUGAAGAGGCAAAAUUAGUUGUUGGCUCUCAAGCACGAAUUUUAUAUUCGGAUCAAAUGGGUAGAAUUAAAAUUGGAUUAGCAUUUAAUCAAGCUGUACGAACAGGUCGAUUGAAAGGACCAGUUAUUCUAUCAAGAGAUCAUCAUGACGUAUCAGGCACAGAUGCACCUUUUCGCGAAACAGCAAAUAUCGACGAUGGAUCUGCAUUUUGUGCAGAUAUGUCGAUGCAAAAUGUUAUUGGCGAUUCUUUUCGUGGUGCAACAUGGGUUGCAUUACAUAAUGGUGGCGGUACAGGCUUUGGUCAAGCAAUUAAUGGUGGCUUCGGAAUGUUUCUUGAUGGAAGUACAAAAGCUGAUGAAAAUAUUCAACAAAUGUUGUAUUGGGAUGUCAUCAAUGGUGUUAGUCGUCGAUCAUGGUCUGGCAAUAGUAAUGCUCGACAAACUGUAGAACGAGCUAUGGCUGACGAGCCAAAACUUAAAGUGACACUGCCAAACGACUUAUCAGAGGAAUGCAUAAAAAAAUUAUCCUUAUAA